UUUCUCAUUUUCUACUUGGCAGUAGGAAUACCAAGUAAAACUGGAGAUUCUUCGAAGAUCCAGGUUUUUCUAGGACGGAUUUUCUGUUUUUACAGUACAUGUUGCUGUAACGACUUGGCACGAAUCAGGACACUCCCAAAAUGCAGCAACCAGUGAUCGAAGAAGGUGCGGCCUACGAGCCCUCCAUAAGAAGUUACGAUGACCUCUUCCCAGCUCUGCCUGAAUCAUCCAAUCAAACACAGAGUAACAACAGCAUAGGGCAAUGGAGUAACAACAAAAUGAGAGUCGGAUCUUCAAUUAUUACUCAGGUUUUCAGGGUUCCCUUUGAAGAGAGGAAACAAGAAUCCAGUCAGAAAUUUGGCGAAGGCGAAUCUAACCACAUAUGUGGGAAUAUAAUGAAGGAAACCGGCGCCCAUAUUGAGAUUUCACAUGCUAAAGAUCAGUCCCUCACAUUUCUCGUUACCGGAAAACAAAAUGAAGUCCUCGAAGCUAGGCGGAAGAUCUUGACUCAUUUUCAGACACAAGCUAGCAAGCAAAUCCCCAUUCCAAAAGAGCACCACAGGUGGAUCCUGGGUAAGAAGGGCGAACGCUUGAGGGAACUGGAGAAGACCACGGCCACAAAGAUUUUAAUACCACCGAUGAACGACACUUCUGAUGUAAUCACAAUUAAUGGCACAAAAGAGGGCAUCGAGAAAGCCGAGCACGAGAUCAGGGUGACGUCUGAUCAACAGUCGAAAAAGGCAUCAGAACGUAUCAACAUCCCAAAACAUUUCCAUCCCUUCAUAGUGGGGCCCAACAACAAGAAUCUUAACCUCUUGAUUGAAGAAACGGGGGCUAAGAUCAACGUUCCUCCACCGUCAGUGAUGAAAGACGAGAUAUUCAUAGCAGGAGAAAAGGAAGGCGUCAUGGCUGCUAAAGCCAGAAUUGAAGAAAUAUACAAAAACAUGGAAAAAAAAUCGACGACGGUCUCCGUGGAAGUACCAAAGUCACAGCACAAAUACGUCAUUGGGCCAAAGGGACAGACGAUCGCAGAAAUUCUCGAAACAACCGGUGUUAGCGUUGAAAUGCCUCAAAGUUACUUGGCCACAGGUACAAUUACACUCCGCGGCCCCCAUGAGAAACUAGGUCUUGCCCUAAGCGUUGUCUAUGAAAAAGCCAAUUCAGUUCGCUCAAGUGACGUUGACGCUCCCGCUUGGAUCCACAAGUACAUAAUUGGACGUAGAGGCGCUAAUAUUAAAGAAAUCACACAAAACCUGACAAAAGUCCACGUCGAAUUCACGGACAAAGAGGACAAGAUUAAGAUUGAGGGACCUCCGGAAGAAGUGGAGAAGGCACAGGAACAAAUCGAAACCAUGGCCAAGGAUCUGAUUGGUAGGAUGACCUUUACGGAGAUGCACGUUGACCCAAAGCUCUUCAAACACAUCAUAGGAAAAAGCGGUGCCAAUAUUAAUAAACUCAAAGAGGAAUUCAACGUUGUGAUCAACAUAGACGAAAGUGGUUUGGUCCGGAUCGAAGGCAACAAGCAAGACGUGGCCAGCACUCAAGCGGAGCUGGAGCAGAGGAUAUUCAAGUUGGAAAACGAAAAAGAGAAGGACGUCAUCAUAGAACAGCGUCAUUAUAGAAACAUUAUCGGCACUAGGGGGGAAAACAUUAAAGAGGUCAGGGAUAAAUUCAAUCAAGUGCAGAUCUAUUUCCCCGGGCCCGGAGACAGGAACGACAUUGUCAAAGUUAGGGGACCAAAAGAGGAUGUCGAUAAGUGCGCCAGAUACCUGGAGAAGUUGGUUAAGGAACUAAAUGAAUCGUCAUAUCAAAUCGAAGUACCUAUUUACAAACAGUUCCACAAGUUCAUAAUCGGAAAAGGAGGUGCCAAUAUACGUAAAAUCCGUGAGGAUACAAACACGAAAAUCGAUCUUCCCGCCGAAGGUGACAAAAACGACGUCAUCACCAUCACAGGGAAGAGGGAAAACGUUGAGGAAGCCCGCGAGAAGAUCCGCAAGAUCCAGGACGAGCUGGAGAAUAUAGUCAGUGAAGAGAUCACGAUUCCGCCCAAGUUUUACAAUUCCCUUAUCGGUGCUAAAGGAAAGCUUAUCCACUCCAUCAUGGAGGACUGUGGGGGUGUUGCCAUAAAAUUCCCCAGCGCAGACAGCAAGAGCGACAAGGUCACCAUCCGAGGACCCAAGGAUGACGUUGAUCGAGCCAAGCAGCAGCUUCUUGACUUGGCCAAUGAAAGACAGCUUGCUAGCUAUACUGCAGAGGUACGUGCCAAAGCUCAACACCACAAGUUCCUUAUUGGUAAAAAUGGUGCCAAUAUAAAAAAAAUCCGAGAUUCUACCGGUGCCAGGAUAGUUUUUCCUUCUAACAACGAUGAGGAUCGCGAGAUCAUCACAAUCAUCGGCAGGAAGGACGCGGUAGAAGAGGCCAAAGCCGCUCUUGAAACUACAAUUAAAGAUAUCGACAACAUCAUCGAGAGUGUGAUGCAAGUAGAGCCCCGCCACCACAAACACUUUGUGGCUCGACGUGGAGAAGUUCUCCAUAAAAUUGCAGAUGACUGCGGUGGUGUCAUGAUAUCUUUCCCCCGUUCGGGAGUGGAGAGCGAUAGGGUCGUCUUAAAAGGUCCCAAAGAGUGCAUCGAAGCUGCCAAAGCCAGGAUCAACGAGAUCAUCGCCGAUCUGGAGUCUAUGGUGACCAUAGAAUGCAUCAUUCCUCAGAAGUACCACAGGACCGUGAUGGGUGCCAAGGGUCAUAAGGUCCAAGCCAUCACCUCCGACUUUGACGUACAGAUCAAGUUCCCCGACAGGGACAACCUUGAGGAAUACCCCAAUUAUGAACAAGUCAACGGCGACAUCAACUCUGAGCCGGUGCGCCAAUGUGACGUAAUCAGGAUAAACGGCAAGGAGAGCAAUUGCCACCAAGCUAAACAGGCCCUUCUGGAUUUGGUGCCCAUCACCAUCAAUGUGGAUGUGUCCUUCGAUUUACACGGCUCUAUUAUCGGCCAGAAGGGACAUUACGUUAAGGAACUUAUGGAUAAGUAUGACGUCCAUAUCGUAUUGUCGCCACCCGACAUCAAAGAGGAUAUUAUCAAGAUAACUGGGACCGCGGCCAACGUAGAACGUGCCAAAGAAGCCCUGCUGGAUAGGGUGAAGAAAUUGGAGGCGGACAGGAAGAACCGGGAACUGAGGUCGUUUGUGCUGCAAAUUGAAGUCAACCCUGACUACCAUCCCAAAAUUAUAGGGAAACGAGGAGCCGUGAUUACCAAGAUCAGAAAGGACCAUGAUGUGCAGAUCAACUUCCCUAAAAAGGGCGACCCCGAAGAGCACAUUAUAACCAUCACCGGCUAUGAGGACAACACCUACAGUGCCAAGGAAGACAUCAUGAAGAUUGUCAACGAACUGAAUGAACUCAUCAGGAAGGAGAUCGCCAUAGACUCCCGCGUCCACUCCAGGCUGAUUGGGUCGCGUGGACGCAACAUCAGAAAGAUUAUGGAAGAUUAUAACGUCGACAUUAAGUUCCCUCGAAGUGACGAUCCUGAUCCCAACCUGGUGGUGGUUACAGGUCAAGAGGAGAACGUCGUCGAGGCCUGCGAUCACUUGCUCAACUUAGAAGAAGAAUAUUUGCAGGAUGUUGAGGAACAACAAACCCGCGAAAAGCAACACACUCUCAACAUCCUAUUUGACGCAGGUGCACAAAACGCACCGUCACGCGGUAGAGACCCGCAAAAUAACGGGUUCGUGGUUCAGGGAGGUCCGUGGGAACAGAGGGCUCCCAACACAGCCAGCGUGACGGAAUUCCCGUCAUUCGGCCGCGGUCCCGAGCCGCCUCAAGCGGCACCGGCACCCAUCGGCGGAGCCUGGGGAGCUCGCCGUUAAAAUUCUGCCGCCUUCCGCUCACCUCCUAUCAUGUGAUAUGCUUGAUAUAUGUAUUAGUUUUUCUCGGUAUCCUCUCCAUAAUUCCUCGGUUUCCGAGCCGAUGUAAAGUGUGUGUAGUUCUCUAGUGAAGGGUUUACAAGCUCGGGAACGAGGGGCCGUUUAUUAAUUGGGUAAUAAUCAUGUCGGAUUUAAAUCAAGUCACUGCCAAAACAUGUAGGUUAGGAGGCAGAGCGGAGAGGAGGUGAGUUUGGAGUUUCGGCCUUAAGUUACUAACUAAUCAUAGUUGUAAGCUAGUUGCAUCUGCAACCCUCUUCCCUCACUGUUUGCUGCAUUCAUUAAUAGGCCUGGCGACGACACUGGACUCUCGAUAUGGUAACUGAAAUAAAACCAACGCAAGCUGUUUCUUUGACGAUAUUAUGUCUUCCCUGAUCUGGGUGGACAUGCGGCCUACUACUGGCACUAAUAAUGUAGAGAUGUUAUGAUAUUUACGAUUUUAUUUAGUUAGCUGUACAAUAUGUUCACUCCAUCUGUAUAUUGCGGUAGAUAUAAUUUAAGCCUAUUAUGCAUAGCCGUGCAUACUAUUCCGUUAACGGAUAUAUUAUGUAUACAUAUACCUAUAUUUUUAAAGUUUUAUAUAUUUUUAUUUUGUGUCAUAACUUCUCUGCCCUAUGGAAACAAGGCAGUGUAUCGUGCCUUCCUCUCGUUUUUUUUAUAUGACCGUACUGAACUCUCGUCGCUAAUAUUGUGCUGCAUUGUUUUCCGAGAUGAUGGCCCCCUGUAAGGUGUAAAAGAUUUUUUAUCGUAAUUUUUUUUAUUUUGUAUCUAUUAGUAUCGAUUAAUUAAUUACUGUGGUGAUGAUGACGAGACUUGACUGAUUGUGUUGAAUGGGUUUCAACGUUACUUAAUUAUUUUUUGUUUGUGAAUUGAAAUUUUGCUGUUAUGUAUAUAUAUUAUGGUAAUAUAUUAAGUAUUACAUGAGUCCUUGCGGUCGAUUUUGUUAGCCCAGGACUAACCUGAGGGAGAGAAUUAUAUUGAAAAAAAAAAAAAUUACAAAA
Molecule: messenger RNA, 4921 nt
Organism: Anoplophora glabripennis (Asian longhorned beetle)
Lineage: Eukaryota; Metazoa; Arthropoda; Insecta; Coleoptera; Cerambycidae
Gene: Dp1
Product: vigilin
Exons: 12
Coding region: 141-3866 (1241 amino acids)
Cellular component (GO): cytoplasm; nucleus
Molecular function (GO): mRNA binding
Source: RefSeq, a predicted model, not a curated record